Messenger RNA from Ceutorhynchus assimilis (cabbage seed weevil), 2105 nucleotides. The record is from the annotation of a GenBank genome assembly. NCBI's taxonomy places the organism in Eukaryota, Metazoa, Arthropoda, Insecta, Coleoptera, Curculionidae.
UAUAGGUGUGUUAACGUAUUUCGUUUCCUAGGUAUUAUGGAUCUAUAAUAGUAAAGUAGAAAAUAAUAGCUAUUUAUGUACCAAGGGGAUUAUGUAGAUUAUAAUGCCCGAAGGCGAAACUAGCCCGAGGGCCUAUGGCCCGAGGGAUAUAUUUCGCCUGAAGGGCAUUAUAAUCUUAAAAUCCCCGUGGUGCAUACAAUGCUUUAUUUUCUACUCAACACAAUGUUUUUUCAUCAAUUUAUUAUUAACAAAAUCAGUCAAACUUGUGUGACAGAAUAUUGUUUCGUAUUUUGACAUGUACCUGUACCUGUGAUCUGUACCUGUACCUGCGACCUGUAGGUACAUAGAAACGAAAUAAAUUAAUAUAUCUAUAAACAUCUCAUAAGGCAAGGCAACGGUGGUGGUCCUGUGAGUUAACGCGCUGGACUACAUGGGAAACGUUGAUGGUAGACCGGGUUCGAAUCCUGGCUAGACCGAAAUUUAUUUUCGGUCAGACAUUUAGUGGCUGCCUAGGAAAGUGCAAAUUAAUAGAACAAGCGGGCGUUAUGGAUCAGGUUGUUAUAGGUGUGUUAACGUAUUUCGUUUCCUAGGUAUUAUGGAUCUAUAAUAGUAAAGUAGAAAAUAAACACCUUAAGGUAUUAUAAGCGGGCGUUAUGGUUCAGGUUGUUAUAGGUGUGUUAACGUAUUUCGUUUCCUAGGUAUUAUGGAUCUUUAAUAGUAAAGUAGAAAAUAAAAUUAUUAAAUUACCCGGUCCUUAACAUAUUCAUUAAAAAUAUGCAAUUUUAAUGGUAAUACAGUAUGAAACCAUUUAUUUCAAUUAAAAUAGUUGGGAUGACGCAUUUCUAAACCUGUUCAAGGAGUACCUAAAAUUUUAAAGCUUUUUCACUAACAACAAAUUAGUAAUAACAUGGUUUAAGAAGAAAGAUAGAACAAGAUUUAUUCGACUUAAUACAGGUUUUGUACUCAGGGAACAAUGUUUUGGAUGGUAAUUGCAUUUUAACAAGCGCAUAACUACCUAUAAAACAAACCUGUUUAAUGGGAUUAUGGGUUUUUUGAAAACACCAAUUUUGUUGGUUUUUCAUUUAAUGUUGUAAGCUAUCGGAACCAGUUGCAGUAACAGGCAGCCACAUAGUUUAAUCAAUUAUUAUUACAUACUUAUUACAGUCUACAGUUAACUUAAUUUGAAACAAAAUGGAUAGAUGCUUGGACGUAAAUAAACUUUACGCGGAAGAUCCGAAGUUGAAAAAAGACGAUGUAGAAGUGCUUAUGAUAUGGUGCCAACAGCAAAGGCAUUUUCCCCAAGUAGCAGAGUUACAAGUGGCACUGGCGUUACACGCCUGCUUCUACAGUGUAGAGCAAGCAAAAAAUUGCUUGGAAAAUUACUUUACCAUACGCACGAUGUGUCCUGAAUUGUUCCAAGGAGGAAAUCCCAGUAAAGAUCCUGCUUUGAGACAAGAAAUGAAUGUAUCGCUUCUAGGCAUUCUACCGAAAAAAACGAAAGAAGGCUACACAGUAAUCCUAACAAAACUGAUUGACACAAAUCCAAAUCUUUACAAUCCUCAAACUGACAGUAAACUGUUUGAUAUGCACGUAAUGAGACACGUUCAUGUAGAAGGCCCCGCUAAUGGUUUUGUUGGAAUUCUGGACAUGAAAGGGGGCGUUUUCGGUCACAUUACCAAACUGAAUUUGAGCGAAUAUAAAAAGUUUUUGGUUUAUUUGCAGACGGCAAUGCCCAUAAGACUUAUGGCAAUACACUUUAUCAACCCAGUACCAUUUAUGGAUAAACUAAUGGCCAUAUUAAAACCCUUUAUCAAUAAGGAAAUGUUUGAAAAGAUUCAUAUUCACUCAAAUAUCAACAAUUUCUAUAAAUAUGUGCCACAGGAAAUUUUGCCAACCGAUUAUGGUGGUAAUGAAGAAAGUGUUGCUAUCCAACAUGAAAUUUAUAAAAAAGCAAUGUUCGAUAAUCAAUGGUUCUUCGACUUCCAAGACACCAUGGUCGUUGACGAGAAAAAACGAAUAGGACCCAGAAAAAAUGCCGACAGUUUAUUUGGAUUCGAUGGGACUUUCAAGAAAUUAACUGUUGAUUGAGAAAUAAUUGUUUAUUA